Molecule: messenger RNA, 15753 nt
Organism: Leptidea sinapis
Lineage: Eukaryota; Metazoa; Arthropoda; Insecta; Lepidoptera; Pieridae
Gene: htt
Product: huntingtin
Exons: 43
Coding region: 98-9049 (2983 amino acids)
Cellular component (GO): cytoplasm; nucleus
Source: RefSeq, a predicted model, not a curated record
AAUCAUUUUUAAGCUAACUAAAAAAACAUAAUAAUCGCUAGUACGAAGUACGAAAAAUGAUUGUAAUAUUUUACCUCAGCAAUAUUUAAAGUUAAGAAUGAAUGUGUUAAAAAAAGCAGAGAAGUCAUUAGAAUAUUUAAAAAAUUAUGAAGGAUUGUCCAAAGGGCAUGAACUGCAAGCAGUUGCAGGAACAUUGGGUCGAUGCCUUGGAGCUCUUGGUACACGGCCCAAUUAUGCAAGGCAUUAUUCUAACUUGUUGAGCUCAGCCAUACCAAUAUUACUUAAGUUGUCAAGCCAUGAAAGUGCUGAAGUAAGGUUGGUAGGAGAUGAAGCUUUAAACAGAAUAGUUGUAGGCGGUUUUGCCUUCAAUUCAUACAAAACAAAUGCAAUAUUUCUGAAUCAAAUUGAUGUCACAAAAAAUGCAAGAUGGAUAAGAGCAACAUUAUCCCGUAUUUGCCUGAGGGACUGUUGGUUAAGGCCUGGCAUUGGAAAGAUCAGGUCACAGGCCCAAAGUUUAUUCCCGAAACUGAGUCAAAUUGUCCGGCAGACCAAUGAGGUGCCCCUUAUUAUUGGAGCUUUGGAAAAUAAUCUGCCAAGGAUACUGAAGGCUUUGGCUGAAUACACAACAGACGAAGAAAUUUCUGAGCUUACAAAGGCACUGUUAUCGCAUAUAGAAGUGACAGAGGCAUCAAUUCGACGCGGCAUUGGGACAUGCAUAGCUCAUCUCGUGUCACAUAGAGAACCAUUGCUGACAAAUAUAUUAGAGAAAGUAUUUGAAAAUCUUUGGCCAUCGGAAAGGAACGAUGCAAUUGUCAUUGGCUGGUUUUGCGUGAUUAAAGCUAUACUACAAAUCAACGAUUUCGAGAAGCUGUACGAGAAUGAUCUUUUCUCUGUGCAAGAUUAUUUGGAGAUAUACCAGCUGUGCAUCCACUACAUAGAGACCACAGAGCAGCACAAUAUACAGAAUGCUGUGCUGGAGUGUCUGUCAGUCCUUCUCUCUCGAGCCACUAACUACCACCGGAGAGGGCUGCUGGACAAACACCCAAGUGCUGUGUGUUUGGAUAGCAGGAAGGGCAAGGGGCAUCGUAGGAAUUUUAGUUAUUCGAGCGCCGUAUCCUGUCGUACCAUUAAUAGCAUUGGCUUAGAGUGGCGCGAACCAGAGCUGGCUUUAAGCGGUGCGCUACAGCUGGGCAGCGUUCAGCGGCUGAAUGAGAGUCCUCUCGUCGAUGAUCUAGAUAUACAGACGCCAGAUUCACAGAAUAGUGAUAAUGGAUUACAAUUGGACACUGAACAACUGGCGAAAGAAGUGAGCCAGAGGUUACAAGAGUACGAAGAUGUUGUCGAUGACGCUGACCAGGAUGUUGUCGCGAAAGAUGUUGAUUUUAAGAUAAACAUCGGAUCGUGCACAGACGACGAUGUCAUACUCAAGUACUGCGCCCGACUUAUCGUGUCUAAGUUCCUCCUCGCCGGGUGUAAAGGUUCUGUUAUCUCUGACAGAUCGGUGCGCGUGUCAGUGAAAGCCAGUGCGCUGUCCUGUCUGUCUUUCAUCCUGCAGAUGUAUCCACAAGCGUUAACGAUAUAUUUGGACAAGGAAGCAGAUAAUAAGCUGAACCUUUCUGGUUCAUCGGAAGGCACCGAAUCCAACCGCGACAAUAUACACGAAUACAUCUUAGAACGCAACGUGUGCUACCAAGACUCGAUUACAGAAUCCCUCUGCCAAGACUUAUUAAAAAGCUGUCACGGCCUACUCAUAAACAAAAAAGACUCAAAAUCACUCGAGAAAUCGCUAGACAGCGAACUCAAAAGCUCGAAGGACGUCCCGAGCAAUAUUCUCGAUAGCAAAUCGAUUGCAGACAGCAACAUGACAAAUAGUAACUUUACUGCGUACACUGAUGAGCAGGGAUGUCCCAUGUCGAUUAGCGGGGACGUUAGUAUCGAUUUGGACAUGAAAUUCGAUCAUUUUGGCGAAUCGAAUGACGGUAAGAAAGAGAGGGUAGAUGUGAAAGUGAUUGACGAGGUCGAAGAUAGUCAGCACAUGAGUGAUCUGUUGCUGUUUGAGGGACAUAAUGACCCUCAAGUGAGAGGGCUGGUGCGUGUGUGUCUUGCGAAUUAUUUGAUUGGUGCGUUGGAUUCGGCGCACGGGGAUUACAGUCGAUGGAGGUAUUAUAGUUUGCUGCCGAAGGAAGAGGCUUCGGUGAUAGCUGUCGAGAAACUUGUGGAUGUUUUAUUGAAGGGCUUAUCAGACGAGAUCCACUCGGCGGUGAACCACACGCUCUCCGCGUUGACACAGCUUCUACGAACGCUGAGCUACAGCGUACAUUGGAACCUUCUAGAAGAUAUCUUGAACGCUCUAGUUGCUGUUGAGAAGAACAAGUACUGGUUGUGCCGUGUCAACUUGAUUAAGCUUUACGAGAAGCUGCCGUUUCAAAGAUUGUUCAUGCUGAGCAGAGAAUACUUGAGAAGAAGCAGCCAAGUGAUGUCAACUCUGUACAGUCUGCUCGCCGACCAGGACCAGAAGGUCAGGGCAGCCGCAGCGCUCGCCAUCACCAAUAUCAUCCCAGUUAUUUUCCCGCCACCGAGAUCGUCACCAAUAACUAUGCUGGCUGAAACAGCCGCGCAGACAAGUGACGUGUUCUCGUUCAACGACGACAAGUUGUCCGUGGAGCUAGUGAGGGACAUGUUCUUCUACCACGACCUGCCGGAACAGAUGACGCGCGGAGAUGUGCUGCGGGAGUCUGAUAAUCUGUUGCUGAUCGUUGGUGAGCUCGUGGGCAACAUUAUGGCUUCCAAAUGUGAAUACUUAACGCAAGGUUCACUAGAAGCCCUCCAAGCAGUGUGCCGCAGGUGGUCACCUUGGAAGCACCCGGCUGCGUACAGCACUCAGGGGAUCCUCUCUUACUGCCUGUCAAGUCUGGAGUGCUGCAACACUAGUGUCGUUGUCCGGACCACUCUGUUGGAUCUAUGCCACAUGGUCUAUCCGGUUGAAAUUAAAAACAUAAUGCAGAGCAAAAAGAAUCGGGAUAUGUUUGACGCCGAUUUGAGUGAGCCGCGAGAGAAAUGGCAUCACUUAGAGAGCGAGACAGUCGCAUCGCUGGCCGAGAAGUUUCAACAGGUGACGCUAAAGAUGCUCAAUUUGCUCGUGCAUCUGAUAGAGGAAAUCAACCCUAAUGUACAUCUGAAUACGAGCGGGAUUCCAAUACCAGGGAGCUCGGAGUGGUGGAAGACACAUGAUUCGACGUCUCGAGAUGCUGAUGAUAAAAUACCGAAGAAGAAGUUGAACGAACCGGGCAACAGUCUGUUGCGUGCUAACUACGUAGGCCAUUUCUAUACAGAGCCCAUAUAUAUGAAGCUGUAUGACAAUUUGAGAGCUACGUACUCUAAUUAUAAGAUUAAUCUGGAAUCAAAAAGCAGCAUAUUUUAUGGAUUCCUAUCAACGGUUUUGAAUUCCCUCGCGAUACAAUUGGAGCUGUCAACAGAAAGAGAAUUCGGACCGAUUACAGAAGAAAUACUCUACUACUUAAAAACUAUAAUGCCACUAUGUCCAGACAAGACUGUGUAUUCGGUCACACAGUUACUAAAAUGUCUGUUCGGUACGAAUAUGAUAAAUCAAUAUGCAGAUUAUAUGAGUAUAGAUCGAGGAACAAUUAGACACACUGAGAAGGAUUUUUUUAAUGAUGUGAUGUUGGUAAAUUGCUUUGAGCAUGUCAUUGAGGAUACGCGGAUGAUCAAGGAGAGAGAUUACCUGAUGGCCAUGGAGAGCUUCCAGAAGAACAGGUCGGAUCGGAAGUGGAGUAAUAAUAAAAGGGAGUUGGAACGAUAUAUAAGGCUUUUUGAGCCCGUUGUGAUACAGUCCUUGAAUACAUAUACAUUACAAAACGAUACGGCUCUUCAGUGCGAAGUGCUGAAGCUGCUGUGCCAGCUGCUAGCACUGCGGGUCAACUACUGCAUGCUGGACAGCGACCAGGUGUUCAUUGGGUUCCUGAUUAAGCAGCUCGACCUUGUGGAGCAGCAUGAAAUCCCCAACUGCUGUGGCCUUGUGAACAGUAUCAUGUUGUUUUUGGUACAACUCUCCACCUCUAAACAUCACACGAAGCAGAUUAUUGAAAUACCAAAGCUCAUCCAACUAUGCGAUGGCUUAAUGGCAUCGGGAGCCUUGGAUGAGUGUAUAGCGGGUUUGGAGCCCGUCGCGAUCAAGGUGUUCAGCAGUAUGGGAGGUGUUAGCGUUCUGGGCAGGGCACAGCAACAAGAGUUGCAGGCCACACGCGAAGUUCUCUUCUACAUGCUGCAGAAAACUAUGCAUCAAGCUAAGGUUCAGGAGUUGGUUUCGUGCGUGCUGACUCUGUCUCAAGAGCACCCGGAGAGCUAUUACCGCUGGUCAGAGCUGGCGUGCGACACACUGCUCAACCUGCUCAGCGAGCGCUCCAUUGAAUGCGACAGUGCUGACGGGCUCGGCGUGAGAGCGCUCGAGUCGCUACUCGACUGUGUGUAUCGCGACGUGUUGCUCGAGCAGUGCCGGAUUGAGCUGAUAUUAAAGAUAUUGUUUAAGGCGCCGCCUGAACAGGUAUCAACACCACGGAAACAGAAGCUGCGAUACCUCAUCAUCAUAAUGGUACUACUGCGAAAAGUUCUGAUAUUAAUACCAGAGAGUGAGAUACUUCUGUCAAUAAACGAGCUAAAAGCGACCGCCAUCGCGCCGCAGACGAUAUUCUUCAACGUGAAGACGAACGUGGAUCCUCUCAACGUGCAAAGCGUUAAUGAGAACUGCGCCAACCUGUCGCCAGAUGUCGUGCUUGUGAGGUUUCUGUUCAAAACAUUGACGUACGCUAUCGGCGAAAUGGACAGUGGGAGUUUCGACUUUGAUGCUAACAGAGAUAGGGGUCCAGAUAGCUUGUUGUAUGCUGUGUGCGUUAAUAUCAUCGUGCAAGUGAAGCAUAUGUUGCAUUUGACCAAUGGCUGUCACUUCCCGCUGACGGCUAAAACAGCGCAGACGAUUCUCCACAACGAGCAGAGCGGCCUCAACACGGGGCUGUACGCGCCUGAAGAGAACAUCCCGCUCGACCGGCUCAACCUCGUGUGUCUCACGCAUGCGCACCGGCUGCCACUAAUCACCGCGCACUGGUCGCAUCUCCUCAUCAGGAUGAAUUUCCUCUCCCACAAAUAUUGGCAGAAACUGAUAGGGUUCUCUCGCAACCUACCGCUCAGCGGAGACAGCAGCGACACAACCCUACUGCGAGUGGAUCUACUGCAAACCGCUUGCGUUAUGGCUUACUGCGAGUACUUUGUUGAUAAUGGGCUGACGGAGGUCAUCCACCUGACGUGGCUGUUGGCGAAUCGUGUCCAUAUCCUCGUGUCGCAGUACGGCCUGAAGGUGGUCCAGCAAGUGAUCAGCAAGGUGCAGCAGAUGAGCGGUUCAUCAGCGCUUUUGCUGCACGCUAUUGCAGCUAGAUGUCAGACCUAUCUUAAGGAUGAGUUCGCGCUGAACGCAUACAAAAUACUGUCGCUGUGUCACGAGAGCCAGUCGGGUGCGCUGGUGUUCUUCGUGUGCCGCGUCGUGGGGAAGUUGGAGCCGUCUGUCGCCUGCAAGUUUGUGAAUCUAGCGAUGGACAGGUGCGAAAUGUUGCGAGAGCUUCCCGCGGAUAAGAUAAACUCGCAGCUGACGAAAGAAGAUGUUCAGGUCGCCUUGGAGAUGUUGCAGAGGGAGAAUGUUCACAUGCGGUACCCGAAAUUGGUAGUGGAAGUCAACAGUCUUGCGAUAUCCGCCUUCGACCUAUCGCCUCUAGACCUCACAGCAGACAGGCUCGUGUCCCCCCAACACGUCAUCACUACCAAAGUGGACGACCACUGGCGGAUCACUCAACUCAAAACAAGAUGCUGCCAACACAACAUUAGAAUACCGAAAGUACCAAAACACAGUGACCUCGCUCAACUUCUUUCAAAGUUGUCACUCGAGGAACUGACUACAGUGAUGUCGUGUCCAGAAUUCGACAGAAAAAUUAUUAACAAAUGCUUCAAUGUGGCAUGCGAACAUUUUACAAAAGAAUUCUUUAAUGUUCUGUCCGUACACGAAACGAAAGAGAACGAACGACAGUUUAUAAAAGAUCAGAGAGAGAUGUGUAGACUCAAAGAUGAAAUGACGUCAUCGGAUCAUAAAAUAAAUGUCGUUAAUAUACACGUAUUCAAAAAGAGCGAUAGCAAAGAAUCUAAAUCACAAUUCUUCAUUCCAAUUAACAAUGAUGUUAAAGAAAAUUUUGGAAAUUUAAAAAUUUGCGAGGAAGAUUGUGAAAUUGUUGUUCCAGAAUUGCCGAAAUUGUAUAUAGCCAGUGUUUCGAAUUUGGACAGAUAUUUGGCCGAAAUUCUCAAGUUGUUCCCGAAACAAAAUCGGCCGCUGAGCCAAUCGGAUAACUUCAAUCUCAACACGGCUACUCUUGACAGAUAUACAAGGAAAUGUCAUCAAGUAUUUCAAGAUAAAUUAUUCUAUCAAGAAUUCCUGACUCUACAAACAAUUUUGACCGGAUUUUUGACAUCACUUGAUAGAAUCAUCACCCUUAUUGAUGAAACUGAUUGCGAAUUACUUGAAAAGAAUAUUGAGAACUUAAUGCCUGGAAAACUGGCGAAGAAUUUAGCGAAUUUCAGCGUUAUGUCUCUACAAUACUUGUCUUUUUUGAUUAAAAACAAGAAAUUGGUGGAAUCGCCUAUAAAUGUGGAGGUUUCGUUCAGAGUUUCUAACGGACCCAUAGAGAAUGUGUCUAUAGACCACGUGAUGGGCUUGACCAUAGACAACGUUGAGAAAGCGUUGAAAAUAGACGAAAUAUUGCGCGAAUUGAAUGUUGAAAGUAAUUUAAAUAGAGUACAGUCGGCUGUUUGUUGUUUAUUCGCCGUUGUUAAGUAUCUAGUUAAGGACACAAAACCAAUUGUAGCAAAAUCGUACAUAAACUCGAAAGACGAAUCGCCCAAACUUGACAUUAUGAUAACUGGCGAUAAGUUAAUUAGUCUCAUAGAAUAUUGGGAGAUUAAUUUCUAUGUAAACAGAUGUAACGUGCUAUCGAAGAGGUACAGGAAAUCUAUCGAGGGUCUGAUAGUAAGUUUGUCAAGGUUGGAAGUGUUCAGUAAUAUAGCGUUGAUACCGCCCAUAGCAUGGUCAUGCGUUGACGUCAAUUUCAAGAAGGAGCAAAAGGAUCAUAUGCAGAGGAUAGACUUGCCGCUGCAGGCUUUACAAGAUAUGGACGUAUUGGAACCCUUUCUGUUCAGAGUAAACCUUAUUGGUUGGUCGUCUAAAAAGCAAUUCGAGGAAAUAUGGGUGGGGCUAUUAGGGGCACUACAGGGAAAUGGGCCGCAUUGGGCGAUUCGAGGCAUAAGUCAACUCUUGAUCAGCACUGCCCCAAGAGUUAGGGGCAAAGGACUCCUGCAUGUGCCGAGGAGAUAUUUACCCCUUAGUGAUGGAAUGCAACGCCUACGUACAUUACUAGUCGGUACGUCCGCGUGGCGUAUGUUCGACGAUAUCAACUUGGAACACAUCCCGUUUGUGAACGAAGGAAUCACCGGCUACCAGUACGAUCAGUUCAGUACCGAGUACCUCAAAUACUCUGCGGAGGUGGUGGAGGACGCGCAUUACCGCGUGCGCAGGGAAGUGCGGCGCGUGCGCAGCUGUCGAGAGAUCGACGUGAACAGCUGUCUGCAGCUCGUUAUGGACAUGCUCGAGGCGCCCACAGGGCUGGCGGCCCGUGUAGCCCUGCUGUCAGGUAUCUCCAUCAUCAGCUCCGUGUUCACGAGCGUCUCCCACUGGGCUCGCGCCGGAACCCAGCUGAUGGCAGCUUCGCACGCAACCACGGCGCAUUGGCCCCACGCGACCACCGCAGCGUUACACGCGCUGGCCAAGUGUCUGCCGGUGCUGCAGGCGUGCGAUGGCGAAGGCUUACAGGAUCUAUCAUCAGUGCACGAGAAACUCCUGAAGUCACUGUCAUCGAGCUACGCGCCGCUUCGUCAGGCUGCACUACGAGGCUGGCUGUUACAGUUGUCCACGAAGAUGUCUCCAAACUCUUCAGCGACCUUGAGACAAAUUGUCAUUCAGCAACUGAGUGGGAACAAGAGGAUAUCGUUGUAUGAACAAUGUCUGUUCUGGACGGUUCUGUUCACAAUGCUGGAGAUGGAAGCGUCUUCGGAGCUGGCCAGUGUCGCUGUCACCGCUCUGCUGAAUAGACCUGGAGACUACUGCGCUGAUGUCGUGCAAGAGGGCAUAAAGUCUAUUCUCCGGCAGCAAAUACUGCCGAAAGACCUGAAGAAGAACAUAAUAGAGAAACUACUCGAGAAUAUGAGCCAAUAUUCAGAAAAUCACGCGAUUCAGAUACUGAUGGUGCAUUUGUUUUCAGCUGACAAUAAACUGUUAAGCCCCAAACUCACACCGGACGUGUCAAAUAUGGACCCAGACGUACUCAUGAACUCAAUGGAGCGACUCACAUUGCUCUACAAGACCCUCCGGCUCACGAAGUCCGCCGAAAAUAAACGAAUAGUCACGAACGCGAUCAAGUACUUCCUGCGAGAGACUCUACCUCCGACGGCGACGCUGAGUCGAGUUGUCAUCGAGUACGUAGAGAGUAUCAGAGAGUGUGAGAAGUUGGAAGGCGGGGCGUGUGAGCGAGACAGGUAUAUCGAGAACGCCGUUUGCAACUGUGAAGUUGUUUUUGAGGUAUUCGAAACAUCUAUUAGUCAAGAUCAACUACAAGUCCUUACCGGUUGGAUAUUCGAAGCGCUCUGUCAUUUACUAACAGGAAUCUCGCCAAAAAUCCUCCCAUACUGCGUGCUAACGUUACUGGUCUCAUCCAGUUCGAACCGGUACAUACGGUCGUUACAACCGCUGGCACAAAACAUAUUCCGGUUCGGUCUAGUCUCCAGUCUGUGCGGUGACAGUGUAAUGUCGUUCCCUGACAGAAGGCUGCUGUGUGUCGUCGCCUUACAUUCAGGGUUCACGACGGCUCAGUUAGUUCGUUUGAAAGAGUUGUGUGGGGGUAAUGAGUGUCUCGCUGAGCUUUUGAAUUGUUUGAAUGAGGCGUGAUUUUAAUUGAGUAUUUUUGCUCCUUUGCACAGGAUGUGGGCUAGAUUAACGGUACCACAACGGCGCCUGUUUCUGCCGUGAAGCAGUAAUGUGUAAGCAUUACUGUGUUUCGGUCUGAAGGGCGCCGUAGCUAGUAGAAUUACUGGGCAAAUGAGACUUAACAUCUUAUGUCUCAAGGUGACAAGGGAAGAGCCGCUCAGAAUUUUUGGGUUUCUCAAGAAUCCUGAUCGGCACUGCAUUGUAAUGGGCAGGACGUAUCAAGUACCAUCACCUGAACGUCCUGCUCGUCUCGUCCCUUAUUGUCUUAAAAAAAUAUGGAAAGUCUUAUGAGUCAGGUUACGAUGAAACUACGAAAUUAAAACAAAUAAGCCACAACUGUGGUUUUGAACAAGCAUACCAAAAUUAGUAAAUCAUACGUCAUUUAAGUCAACUAAGCUAACGUCAGCUUAUUUCAGCUGUAUUAACGAAUGACGAAUGAUAAUUUUGACAAAUUUGACUGCAGAUAAUAUGUUGCGUAGUGCCGUAAAGAUAACUCAUUAAAGAUAAAGAUGGGUGUGGGGUUAGGCGAGUAAAAGAUAACGGAUCGCUGGCUGUGUGUGUGGCAAAGGCCUUAGAAAUAAGGUGAAUUUUAAUUUAAUGUGCAUACACCAUCGACUUAUGAAAAGCCCCGGUAUCCACCAAAGCGGAGAGGAGCGGAGACGAGAGGAGAUAAGAGGAGAUAAGACGUGAAGCUGUCAGGUUAUUUUCACCAAAGUGGAGAGGAGAUGUGAGGUGUGAGAAAUUGAAAUCAGUCACGUGAUGUCUAGAUCAAAUAAAGCUUUCGGGUGUGCGAGGCAACCUGGCCGCCCGCGUAUACGCAUCUCCGAUCUUGGUCGCUAAAAAAAAAAAAAAAAAAUAAUAAAAAAUGAGACAUCUCGAUCUCCUCUCCGCUGGAUAAAUUUCCACGGAAGCAAAGGGAGAGAUGUGGAAACAAUGAAAUCUGAUUGGUUAUCAAAAUACAUCUCCUCUCCUCUCCGCUUUGGUGAAUACUGGGUCUAAGACCUAAGUCCCAAUCACGCUCAAAGAGUGUCCGAAACAAAGUCUGCUCAACACGUUUAGUGAGCAGAGAGCCGAAGCCGUUCUAAUGCGAGCGAUAUUGCACUCUAACUAUUAAGAUAUAGAGUCUUAAAUAUGGUGGACCUUUCUUGUUAUGGAAUGAUAAUUUAUUUGGGAUUAUAGGGUACGUUCCUAGGUGACAAAAAUAAGGAACAAAUUUAUAAAAUAUAUAAAAUAAAUCAAUUUUAUUAAAGUAAUUGACCAUACUGAUUUAUUAUUAUGUAUAUUUAGGCUAAGUUAAUGGUUGAAAAAAUUGUGUAAUAUUUUCUUGCUUGGCCGUUUUUAAAGUUCUUCAAUGGGUUGUAAUUGGGUUUAUUUUACUUUUGUCUAUUUGACGACGCGUUUACAAAGGAUAUUGGGUUGGAUACAUAUUGGAAUCCUUUUUAGGGUGCCGUAGCCAAAUGGCAAAAAACGGAAACCUUAUGGAUUCGUCGUGUCGGUCUGUCUGUCCGUCCGUAUGUCACAGACACUUUUUUCUUGUCUAAACUUAGUUAGUAGAUGUAUUCUGUGAACCGCAUUAACAUUUUCACACAAAAAAUUAAAAAAAAACAUAAUAAAUUUUUGUGCUUCCCCAUACUUAGAACCGAAACUCAAAAUUUCUUUUCAUCAAACCCAUACGUGUGGGGUAUCAAUGGAUAGGUCUUCAAAAACAUAUUGAGGUCGCAUUUAAAUCCGCAAAAAGUAUAAAGGCGAAUGUAGAAGCUUUUUACUGUAUGACGUUAGCUAUACUUGUAUGCAACUAUUUUCGGACACUUUUUGAUCGCGAUUUUUAGCUAUUUUAUAUCUAGUUAGUACCUAUUGUUAAUCAAGGGAAUACACGUAGUUAUUACUAGUCUCCGAAGAUAAAGUUGUGAAGUAGUUUUAUAUUUAAUAUUGGUAAAGGAUUAUAAUUGCAUUAUUGAUGACAUGACGUUCGUACCUAUAAUAUUCUAACGUAUCUGUUAUUUAUUUAUAUAUAUCAGAGAUUUCCACGUAUAUAGUCAGUCAUCACGAUAUCUCUGGAACCAUUAGAGCUAAAGACUUGAAAAUUGGUAGGAAUAUUCCUUUCAUCGACUAGAGGUCAGCUAAGAACGGAUUUUCCAAAAUUCCAUCCGAAAGAGUUUUUUUUUAUGAACAGAUUAAUGUCUGUCGGGUCAGGUAGUAUCUAUAUAUAGUUUCUGUAUCAGGGGAGUGUUUCAAUAAAUUAUUUUAUUUUAAUUACAUGUAGCUAGGUUCGUCGCUAAAUUUAUUGUAAUUUUUGAUAAUCCUACUUAAUAGUUAAGUAUAAGUAUUAAGCAAAUAUUAUUAUUUUUGUAGUAUAAUGUAGUUUUGAAUCACGACGUAAAUCAAUUACCUUAUGUUUGCAAUAUACAUAUAUAAGUUAAAUCUUAAAUCCCUCAGGGCUAUAUUUUAGUGGGACACCAUGGUGGCACAACCAGUCGCCGCUUCCAACAAAAUUACUCACCUGGUGUCCGUUUGGUUGCAAUCAAUCUGGUGGCGCGAUCAGCUCGGUGUCUGUAUGGUGUCUAGAUUGGUAGCUUACGGACACCAUGGUGGCCCGGGCGGGUUGCGCUACCGUGCUGUCGUGAAAUACAGCCCUUACAGUGCUUUCGAUGUAUCUAUAAGUCAAAGUCAAAGUCAAAAAAUCUUUAUUCACUGUAAAACUUUAUAAGUUAUUAAGUGCAAGUCAGGAUGAAGUACAAUAGUUACAAUAGCAUUCAAAUGAGUAUAACAAUAUUCAUUAACAAAAUUUAGAACAUUAAUUCCAACUAUAUCAUUCAAAUAAUCUUUCACAUUAUAAUAGGCCUUAGAUGUUAAUUUAUUUUUUACGAUACAUUUAAAUGUUUUAAUAGGUAAUAUUUUAAUUUCAUUUGGGAGCUUAUCUAUACUAAUAUUAUAAAGCUGCAGUGUUUGUUUGUUUGUUUGUUUGAACGCGCUAAUCUCUGGUACUACUGGUCCGAUUUGAAUGAUUCUUUCAGUGUUGGGUAGUCCAUUUAUCGAGAAAGGCUAUAGGCUAUGUUUUUUUUUCAAAAUUAGGGAUCCUUAGGGAAUUAGGGAAAUUGCUAUUUUGUAACACAAGGUGUAUAAUCGAAAACCUAUUUUUGCGUGCGCUGCAAAAACUAUUGACAAUAGAACAAAAUGAUGUACAGGCUAUAAUAAAGACAAUAUUUUAUUACUUAUAAAACUAUCGCGUGAAUUAUACUUUAUAUGGCAAAACAACGUUUGCCGGGUCAGCUAGUUAUAAAAUAUAACACAAUCCACUUUAAAAGAUUUAGCAAUUUUACGGAGCCUAGUAGAUGGAAUUGCGAGUUUAUGUUUGUUUCGAGUAUAUAUAUAUAAGCUGAAUAGCUGGCUUAACAUUGAUUGUGUAAACUAAGUCAUAAGAAGAAGCGCUCCUAAACUAUUUUAUGAGCGUGAGCUUGCGCAUUAUAUUCAUUUUUAUUAUUUAUUUGUCAUAGACAUACCUUACGCUAGUAAAUGUGUUAGUAUCAAUGAUAACAAAAUAUAAAGGGCUUUCCAAUAAGGACUUGAUAACUUUUUUUCAAAAUAAAAUGAAUACCAUUUGAGAUAUUACUAAAACUUUAUUAUCGGGUUGAAGUACAUUGAAAACAUUUAUGAAUGAAACUCGUCUUCGCUCAUAUGGCCACCGCGGGCACGAUUGCAUCGGUCGAUUCGUUGGACCCACAUCACACAACUAAUAUGUAGACUCAAACUUUUUCACUGCCUGUCUACUAGGGCGAGAAUUUCGACCGAAAUUCGGAGUUAAAGCUCUUAAAGAAGCGGCCAUUUAUGUAGUAUUUUUUUAGAUUUGCAGACGUUGUUCGUUCGUGUACUUCACCAUGAUGAAAAGGUUAUGUCUACUAAAUAAACUGACAGUGACAGUUCGAUGUUAAGUGAAAAGGUACGUUCACAAACUAAAUUCAAAAUUGUCCCUAUUGGAAAACCCCGUACUUAUAUGUCUAGAGUUAAUUGAUGUUAUGAAUGAAGAUGACAUCCACAGGACGCUCGAGUAGAGACUGACAGAAUGCUUUGAACUUAGAUUAAGGAUUGGUCUCCGCUGCGCUCCAGCUGAAUACCACAGGCGUAGUCGCAAAGUGCGGCAACUAAUACUACGCCCAAGUGGGCGUAGCCAGUCUCGGACAAUGUGUGACGUUGUCGUUCCACAUUCUGUGUUAAACUUUGCUAAUAAUUAAAACUAAAAUUCCGGGUAGUUAAAUUAAAUAUAAUACUAAAAGAAAUAAGAAAGACACUGGGAUCACAUAUGAUCAUAUACUUUAUUUAUUUCAAUUUAAAAUGACACGAAUGUGCAAUGAAAAAAUGUUGCAAAAUUUGAAAGAUGCCAUUGAGUGUCAAGAUGCCACGCACACAAGCAUCUAAUAGUUACCUUAAUAAAAAAGCUAUUAUUCUUAGUGCGGUAUCUAGUUGGAGCGAAGCGGAGACCAAUCCUUAAUCUAAGGCUUUGAAUUAUUUGAUGAUUAAUGAUACGUUAAUAUUAUGGUAUAAUAAUGUACUCUGCCUGAUAUUAUCUUCCAACGAUGGCCUUAGACUACUUUACGAUAUAUUAUGUGAUACUGACAGAUCGCCAUUUCAUCACUAUUGUCAUGUCGCUUAUAUCUACGACCCAUAUAGCUGAAUGGUUAGUGACCCUGACUACUAAGCUAGAGAUCCCGGGUUGGAAUCCCGGUAGCUGCAAUCAUUUGUAUGAUGAAUAUGGAUGUUUGUUUCCGAGCCAUAGAUGUUUAUAUGUAUUUAUGUAUGUUUAAGUAAGUAUAUUGUAUUCAAUAUAUCGUUGUCUUGUACCCAUAGUACAGGCUUUGCCUAGUUUAGGGCAAGAUAAUUUGUGUAAAAGUGUGUCAAUCUCAUAAAAAAUGUCAAUAUUAUAUAUAGCAAGUUAAUAGCGUUGUUUCACUCGAAAAUAGUUUGAGAACAGUCAACGCAACUGAUGACGUAUUCUUAGGCCAAUCACAGAGAAUAUCAGGCGGAGUAAAUUAUACCAUGGUCAAUCACGGACGAGUAAAAAAAGAAGGACUCCGCGCCGUGAUAUUAACAAGUGAAGCACCGUUAUGCUAGUGUGUGUUCGGUUACGGGGGUUACUAGUUACACUAUUUAAUCUCCCUUAAAUAAUCAUAUUUGGCCACAAAUACAUAAAUAAACGGCAUUUUUUGAAUAUUUUAUUGAGACGCAAAGUGACCUGUCACAGACGAUGAGAAAUAUCAUAAUAGCUGCCUAUCGGCCUGUAGUAGUGUAAGUGUGUGCGUGGGGCUAUGUAUUUACACGUUAAUCGGCUUGUUUUGGUGCUACACUGUUAUGUAAAGUGACACGGAGUCCUUAUUUUUUUACUAGUCCGUGUGGUCAAUAUAAUGUUUUAUGGGUUGCCAUUUUGGGAAGAAAUAUAUUUGAAAAGACAUGAGAUAGUCUACUAUCUCAUUUCGGAGAGAAUAAAUAUUACCUACGGAUUAAAAAAAGGUGUUAUAACAAUGUUUUGUUCUUCUCCAAAAACUUAUUAUAUUGAAUUUAUGUUUAUUAUGUGAAUGAUUCCGACUGUUUGGAAAAAUCUCGUGUUUUAUCUUUGACUUAGAAUGGUAUCGUAUUGAUGACCUGGGCAGCCCGAUAGGUCUUUUGUUUUUUGUAUCUGUGAUUGAAAUGCAUAACAAACUUAUCCUAAGAAUUACCUAUUAUUUUGGUCUCGGUUACAUUAAUUAGAAAAUUUUGAAGUUAGAAACGGCACGCUAACUAUUAAUAAAAUUAUACUAAUAAUAAUAAUAUGUAUAGAUUUGAAGAUUUAGCGAUUACGUAAUCAGUCGGAGACGCUCAGUUGCUAUGUGUCUAUUUGUCUCCCUCUGUCAUAUUAAGGUAUUGCAUUCGCACGGUGCCUUUAAUAGUUGGUGUUAUGUACCCCUAAGGGCCUAAAUAAAAUAGUAUUUUUUCACAAUUUCAUUGUGUUGACAGGCUUUUAAGCUAUAUUAUUUUUUAUCAUAUUGAUAAUAAUAUAACAACAGGUCUUUUUGCGGGAUUUUCUAAACCGUAUUAAUACUUAAUAAUAGAAGUCAAUUUUAAGUUUUUAUUUUACUAUAAUUUUACAAUAAAAUAUUAUCACUUAAUUAUAUUUAACAUAAAUGAGUAAUAAAUGUGUAUGCCCUUCGUUGUUGUGAUUGGUUGCAAAGAGGAUGUAAAUACUACGUAAUAAGAGGCGGUACUGCCUAAGUAAAAAUUAAAUUUAAUUAUAUUAGUUUAGUAUGAAACGUGCAAGUGAUUUGACAUAAGUUUGAAAUAUUAAUUACAAUAUGUCAACGAUGUUUAAUCCGGCUAAGUUUAAAAGCGAACAAUUGCUUAAAAUGUAGUGGAUUACGGGUAACUUUGUUUUUUACAACAUGUCUGUCAAUCUAUCAUCAAUGACUGCAUGUUUCAUACAAUCGAGUGAAUCGCUUUUUUUCUUAGAGAGUUUCGCUAGGAUGCUGUGUUGGGAAAUUGUAAUGACUUAUUAUAAUAUGCAUUCCGUUUCUGUCAUCUGCUAUGGGAAAGACAGAAAGCUACUGACGUAGUAAAUAAUAGUGUAAAGUGUAAAUGUAUUACGAUGCAACGCAUAUUUUAUUUAUAAUUAAUGAUUCUGCAAUAAAUUAUUUUUAUUU